Molecule: messenger RNA, 1067 nt
Organism: Mercurialis annua (annual mercury)
Lineage: Eukaryota; Viridiplantae; Streptophyta; Magnoliopsida; Malpighiales; Euphorbiaceae
Product: PIGF/3-ketodihydrosphingosine reductase fusion protein-like
Exons: 8
Coding region: 122-853 (243 amino acids)
Biological process (GO): GPI anchor biosynthetic process
Cellular component (GO): endoplasmic reticulum membrane
Source: RefSeq, a predicted model, not a curated record
UUUGGAUCCGGUUGAUAUGCAGUUUGUCUCUCCCAGUCCCAGGCUCAGCUCAUCUCAUUUAAAAGUACCCGUUUAGAGUGCGUCUCUGGUCUCUAGAAGUGAGCUUUUUUACUUCACAAAGAUGGAGAAGAAGAUGAACAGUGGUAGUAGUAGUACAAAAGCAUCUGCACCAGAGAUUUCAUGUUCUCCAUCAGUUUCAUUUCUACAAGCAUCAGUUUCAUUUCUACAAGCAUUUUCAGUCCAUCUCAUCUCUGCACUUGCUUUAGCAAUAGCUUUACUGGUGGUGGCUGACAAUCUCUGCUCUGUCAAUCUCGUCUCUGAUCCUUCACACACCCUUUUUCUCACAUGGGUUGUUGAGACUCCCAUUGUUAUUCUUGUUCACAGUUGGUUUCGAUUGAAUCCUGAACAAUGCUCGUACUUGAAAGGAGUGGGACGAGGCGCGUUGGCUCUACCUGUUGGAGCUCUAGUGAAUGCUCUUGGAGCAAUCGUUUUGGGCGCUCCUGUUGGUAUCCAGUACUUACCAAAGACCAUUAAUUGGUCUCUUCUUAUGUCAUCAUUCACAUUUGUGCCAGCAGCUUGUGUAUUUGGUUCGUCAUGGUCUCAUUGGCAACGUAUAUUUGCACAUUCUAAGCCGAUCGGAUCUUUAGAGUACAUGAUUUGCAUACCUGCACAUGGGGCUGUAAUUGCAGCUUGGUUUGGGGCUUGGCCUAUGCCACUGGACUGGGAAAGACCAUGGCAGGAAUGGCCAAUAUGUGUAACUUACGGAGCAAUGACUGGCUAUCUAGUCGGAAUGCUAGUAUCUCUUUGUUUUACCCUUGCACGUGGGGGACGGCAGCAUCUUAAAGGGGACUAACAUGCUAAAUAAGAAAAUAUCAAGUGUUGUAGCAGCAAGCUUAUGCUAUUUUACGAAUACUUAUUGAAUACGUAACUGUUGAUAUGCAGUCUUUUGCAUUCUGGCUGGACCGACUGGUCUCACCCUUUGCUUAAAGAGCGAUUGCUUAUAAAUGUAGGAAGGAUAAAUGAGUCAUUCUUUUAGAUCAUUAUAUGAAACUAAAUUUUCACUGGCA